UACGCGGCGGCUGAGCGGAGGCCUCGUGCCGUAACGGCCAUCGCGGCGGCCGCGGCGGCGUCCCGGUUCCCUCCUCAGAUUUGGUAAGAAACCAUGGGAGUUAGGAAAGAAUGAAGUUAAGGAGAAGUCACUAAUCCCGUCUUGGAUGGUGAGCAAAGAAGCUCAGUCAGUGUUCGGCCAAAAUAGUGCAGAAGCUGCUGAAAAUGGCAGAAGAAGUGGUGGUAGUAGCCAAAUUUGAUUAUGUGGCCCAACAAGAACAAGAGCUGGAUAUCAAGAAGAAUGAGAGAUUAUGGCUUCUGGAUGAUUCUAAGUCCUGGUGGCGAGUUCGAAAUUCCAUGAAUAAAACGGGUUUUGUGCCUUCUAACUAUGUGGAAAGGAAAAACAGUGCCCGAAAAGCAUCUAUUGUAAAAAACCUAAAAGAUACCUUAGGCAUUGGAAAAGUGAAAAGAAAGCCUAGUGUGCCAGAUUCUGCGUCUCCUGCUGAUGAUAGCUUUGUUGACCCAGGGGAACGUCUCUAUGACCUCAACAUGCCUGCUUAUGUGAAAUUUAACUACAUGGCCGAGAGAGAGGAUGAAUUAUCAUUGAUAAAAGGAACGAAGGUGAUCGUCAUGGAGAAAUGCAGUGAUGGGUGGUGGCGGGGUAGCUACAAUGGACAAGUUGGAUGGUUCCCUUCAAACUAUGUAACCGAGGAAGGGGACAGUCCUUUGGGUGACCAUGUGGGUUCUUUGUCAGAGAAAUUAGCAGCAGUCGUCAAUAACCUAAAUACUGGGCAAGUGUUACACGUGGUACAGGCGCUCUACCCAUUCAGCUCGUCCAACGAUGAAGAACUUAAUUUUGAGAAAGGAGAUAUAAUGGAUGUUAUUGAAAAACCUGAAAAUGACCCCGAGUGGUGGAAAUGCAGGAAGAUCAAUGGAAUGGUUGGUCUGGUGCCAAAAAACUAUGUUACCAUUAUGCAGAAUAAUCCCUUAACCUCAGGUUUGGAACCAUCGCCUCCACAGUGUGAUUACAUUAGGCCUUCACUCACUGGAAAAUUUGCUGGCAAUCCAUGGUAUUAUGGGAAAGUGACCAGGCACCAAGCAGAGAUGGCAUUAAAUGAAAGAGGGCACGAAGGUGAUUUCCUCAUUCGUGAUAGUGAAUCUUCGCCAAAUGAUUUCUCAGUAUCACUAAAAGCACAAGGGAAAAACAAACAUUUUAAAGUCCAACUAAAAGAGACUGUCUACUGCAUUGGGCAGCGUAAAUUCAGCACCAUGGAAGAACUUGUAGAACAUUACAAAAAGGCACCAAUCUUUACAAGUGAACAAGGAGAAAAAUUGUAUCUUAUCAAGCAUUUAUCAUGAUACUGCUGACCAGAAGUGACUGCUACACAGUUUUAAUUCAUCAUGUAAUUGAAGACUGAGAAAAUAUCAGCCCAGUCAUCCUUGACUGGAAAUUGCUGUCUCUAACUCUAUAUGAGAAUUGACUAUAUAGUAUAUAAGUAUUUUUUAUUAUAAUUCAGCUCAUACAUAUAUACUACAUAUGCCAAGCAUCUGCAUAGAGCAAUUUCUUAUCUUUGGUCUUCUGUUUUAUUGUUUUCUUUGCUGUUUUUCUCUUUGCUUCUAAUAUUAAGGUUUUAUAUUUUAAAAAUGAUGCAGAUCAGAAGUCUUUAUAUGGAAAAAUUUCUUUUUUGCCUUUCCUUUAUUUCCUUAUAAGGGCACCACCUUAGUUACUUUUGCAGUGGUCUUCAUAUAAAAUUAUAUCAGUUAUAUCAACAUAUGGCAUAUGCUAAAAUACAUUUCUUGGAGAGUUGAUAAUCUUUUCUGUGACUAAAUAGCAAUAAUAAAUGGAAAAUUGGAAAUUA
Molecule: messenger RNA, 1837 nt
Organism: Camelus dromedarius (Arabian camel)
Lineage: Eukaryota; Metazoa; Chordata; Mammalia; Artiodactyla; Camelidae
Gene: NCK1
Product: NCK adaptor protein 1
Exons: 5
Coding region: 204-1337 (377 amino acids)
Biological process (GO): positive regulation of translation in response to endoplasmic reticulum stress; positive regulation of endoplasmic reticulum stress-induced intrinsic apoptotic signaling pathway; signal transduction
Molecular function (GO): receptor tyrosine kinase binding; signaling adaptor activity; ephrin receptor binding
Source: RefSeq, a predicted model, not a curated record